Messenger RNA from Perkinsus marinus ATCC 50983, 1897 nucleotides. RefSeq names its product DEAD/DEAH box ATP-dependent RNA helicase, putative. The transcript is spliced from 16 exons. Gene Ontology annotation, cellular component: nucleolus. NCBI's taxonomy places the organism in Eukaryota, Perkinsozoa, Perkinsida, Perkinsidae. The record is from RefSeq and is a predicted model, not a curated record. Gene Ontology annotation, molecular function: ATP binding; nucleic acid binding; RNA helicase activity. Gene Ontology annotation, biological process: maturation of LSU-rRNA from tricistronic rRNA transcript (SSU-rRNA, 5.8S rRNA, LSU-rRNA). The coding region runs from base 1 to 1740 and encodes 579 amino acids.
AUGACGAAUUCACAGCAGCUAGGAUCGGCUAACCCGAAGAGAGCCUUCAAAAAGCGUUGCCAUUUUCAUGGACAGAAGAGUGACCCUGAGGAGGCGAAGAAGCGACGGGAAGAGGAAAUGAAAAAACAACGGAAAGAUGACAAGGAGGAGAAGAUCGCUGUUGUACGCCAGAGUGCUGAUACUCCUGCUGAGGUGAAUGAAGGCCCUGAGGGUGUCGAGGCCCCAUCGGGCAAGAAAGGGUUCUUCUCGGAUAAGAAGUUCACAGAUCUUCAAAUCUGCGAUCCUCUAAAGGAGGCACUCACUGCAUGCAACUUUACUACGAUGACCGACAUCCAGGCUAAGGCGAUACCACUGAUGCUGAAAGGGAAAGAUGUAUUGGGAGCAGCCAAGACGGGAUCUGGGAAGACUCUGGCUUUCUUGGUACCGGCUUUGGAGCUCCUUGUUGCGACCCGUUUUCAGCCCAAGAAUGGUACUGGCGUUAUGGUCAUCUCGCCCACUCGUGAGCUUGCUAUGCAAAUCUAUGACGUGUGCAAGAGGGUAGUAGUAGUACUCUCUCAAACGUACGGGAUCGUUAUGGGAGGUGUGAAUAGAAAGAACGAGGCGGAUAAGCUCUCCAGAGGAAUCAAUAUUAUUGUUGCAACCCCCGGUCGGCUACUGGACCAUCUGCAGAACACUAGAGGGUUCGUCUACGCCAACCUAAUGAGCUUGGUCAUUGAUGAGGCUGAUCGGAUACUCCAAAUUGGUUUCGAGGAGGAUAUGAAUCAGAUAUUGAAGAUACUCCCUAAGAAAAGGCAAACGUCACUAUUCUCGGCCACCCAGACGCAGAAGGUCAACGAUUUGGCUAGGUUGUCGUUGAAAAAGCCGAUAUUUGUACAGAGCAAGGGAGCUGAUGAUGACGCGGCGAUCUCGACAGCUUCGGGGUUGGUCCAGGGGUACGUUGUAGUGGGAGGGGACGACCGGUUGAGACUAUUGUUUACAUUCCUUAAGAAGAACCAGAAGAAGAAGGUGAUGGUGUUUUUCUCUUCGUGCAAUUCGGUGAAGUUUCAUGAUGAGCUCCUCAAUUACAUUGACAUUCCGGUCAUAUCGAUUCACGGUCAGAAGAAGCAGUCGGCUCGGAUGACCAACUUCUAUCGAUUCUGCCAAAUGGAGUCGGGCAUACUACUGUGUACGGAUGUAGCUGCAAGAGGUUUGGAUAUUCCUAAGGUUGACUGGAUUGUCCAGUACGACCCUCCGGAUGAUCCGAAGGAGUACAUCCAUCGUGUCGGCCGUACUGCUCGUGGUGCUGAGGGUACUGGCAAGGCCCUCCUUUUCCUCAUGCCCGAGGAGCUCGGUUUCUUGAGAUAUCUUCGUAAAUCGGGCGUGACGACUUUGAACGAGUACGUAUUCCCCCCGGCUAAGGUGGCUAAUAUUCAGCAUCAAUUGGAGAAGCUAGUGGAGACCAACUACCACCUCCAUCGGGCCAGUCGAGACGCUUACCGAUCGUAUCUGCAUGCUUAUGCCGCCCAUGCAUCUAAGGAUUGCUUUGACGUCCACUCGCUGGACUUGCAGAAGCUCGCCAAGUGCUUUGGAUUCGCAGUGCCACCGAAGGUUGACCUCAAUUUGAAGGACACUAAGAAAAGCGAUAGGGGCGGACGGAAAAUGGUGAAGUCAGGGAGGUUCAAUAAGGGCCAGGGCGACUUCAGUGCCAGUAACCCCUAUGGGAAGAAGUCCACUGGAGAUAAACGUCAGUUCAGCAUGUAGAGCGAGUAUAGUAAGGAUGAGAAUACCAAAGCAGUUGUUAAUACCGUUCCUCGAGCAACUCACCACGUCAAUACCAUCUGUUAAUAGUAAGGUUAGUAUCGGUCGACUCGAGUAUAUCCUUUUGUCGGCGUAUCUAUACCACACUGUUUCCACAUCA